Messenger RNA from Moneuplotes crassus, 1558 nucleotides. The record is from the annotation of a GenBank genome assembly. Lineage: Eukaryota; Ciliophora; Spirotrichea; Euplotida; Euplotidae.
CUGAAAUUUAUAAUAUUAUUUUUAAUGAGUUCUGUAAAAAGAAAUAAAAGAGGCAUAUGCCAACAUGAUAACUGUAGGGCACCAAGAGAAGUGUUCUGUACUAAGCAUGAGAAAGUUCUCUGCGAGUUGCAUCAAUCAUACCACCAUUUUGAGUGUCCAUGUGAGCAGUUCAUCACAUCUCAGCAACUCAAGAAUGCCCUGAUUCCAUUGAACAACAGUCUGCAUCAGAUCUCUCAAUACGGAAAAGCCUACGACAGCGUUGGGUAUCUGAUUGACAACUUUGAAGAAGCUUUAGGAUCUUUAAAGCAAGAGUUCGAAGAGAUCAAACAAGAAAUCAGCAACAAGAUCGAGCGUGAUCAGUUCCUUCACUUCACCAAGUUGAAGAAGAGAUGCGAAGAAUUUUAUGCAAAAUUUAAGAGAAGCGAUAUCUACUCGGCUUUCAAAGAGUUUAUGUUCAACAAGCACCUCGAAGACCCCACGACCAAGGCUGUCAUUGAUGCGGAGAGUUCGAAUAGAGCAGUUGAGGAGAGAAAGGAGUUUGACUUAAUUCUCAGAAGGGUCUCACAAGAAGUUGAACAGAAGGUCAGACAAGAGGUUGAAGCUACAGCGGCUAGAGAUGUCGAAGAGCUUAGAAAGGAAGUCGAAGAAAUCAAGCAACAGGCAGAAGAGCAUAAAUAACCUCAGCUCCACACAAGCCACAGAAAUAGAUGCUCUCAAAACUAAAAUUGAAAAGCAAAAGACUGAAAUUCUGCAGCUCAACGAAGCCAAAGAGAAAGCUGAAGAAGAGUUUAAGAAUAGUGUCACUGAAUUGACACAGCUUCAGGAGACUUUUCAUAAAGCACCUCCUCUUGUUUGCAAAGAUAUCUGGAAGAGAAUUUACGGCAAAGAUAUGGUCUUCGAUAAAAACACAAAAAUUGAAUUAAGAAUGAAUCAACAAAAAGACAAAGACUUUGUAACUGAACUAGCCAACCUCAAAAUAAAACUUCCAAACAUAAAGAGACUCGCACUAGCCCAGGACAAGAAGGAAGACCCAGUUAUCAAAGAGUUCUUCAAACACUGCUUCCCAGACCAAGUUGAACUCUUCUGUUACAAUUGGGAUAGAGCUUUAGCUGCCGAACAGACGAAGCUGAACUACUACUUUAUAAUAGUGAAGGGUAUAAUCCCUAGAGUCACCAGAGAGGUUUACCUUUGUGACUUGGACAUGACCAAACAAGAAUUUGAGUACAUCGUCAGCAACUGAAAAGCUCCCAGAUUGGUAAUCAGAUACUCUAAAUUCGACACUUCCUCUGCUGUUACCUUCACCUGCGCCCACUCCAACAUCCAGUACUUGUCCUUCCAACAUAGCGGCCGCUCUGAAAGAAAUGACUGGCCGUCCACCCCCUCCAAGUGCAAGCACAUCCUUCAGGCGAUCUCGAAGUCAGGCCUCAAGGACUCCCUCCACACUCUCGAAGUGGCAUACUGUGGGUUGAGUGUAGACGAGGUCAAGGCCUUUCUGCCAGAGGUCGGUCUGGAGGUCGGUAAAGUUAUCGAUAAUUACCACGACCCUCUGUCAGAUUAA